CAAGGUUUGCGAACCCAUGUUGCCGAUUCUUUUCUGCUACAGAACAACUUCCUUGGUACAAACAAAAAGACCUGUGUUUAAUUUUCAUUGAAAGUGGUAGCACCUGAAAAGGAAUCUGAAAGGAAACACCUUUGGAAAGUUGAGAGAAAAACCAAGAGUGUGUGUUAACCUGGAAUCCAAUUGAGAAUGGAACAUGCUUGGUAUACUAUCAGAUGAAGAAUUUAAGGAGAGUGUCUAUCUUGUUCUCCUUGGCAACUGAGUCUGCUCUGAGAACGGUCAGGCACCAUGGGGAAGCGGGAUAACCGGGUGGCCUACAUGAAUCCUAUAGCAAUGGCCAGGUGGAGGGGCCCAACUCAGUCUGCAGGCCCAACAAUACAAGAUUAUCUGAAUCGACCAAGGCCCACCUGGGAAGAAGUAAAGAAACAAUUAGAAAAAAAGAAAGGCUCGAAGGCCUUAGCUGAAUUUGAAGAAAAAAUGAAUGAAAGUUGGAAGAAAGAGCUUGAAAAAAGCAGAGAGAAAUUAUUAAGUGGAAGUGAGAGCUCAUCCAAAAAGAGAGAAAAAAAGAAAAAGAAAAAGAAGAAAUCUUGUCGGUUGUUAUCUUCUUCAUCAAGUGCUGAUUCUUCAAGCAGUUCUUCAGAUUCAGAAAAUGAGGAAAAGAAACAAGGAAAAAAGAGAAAGAAAAAGAAGAACAGAUCACACAAAUCAUCAGAAUGCUCUACAUCUGAACCAGGAUCAGAGAGCAAGGAAUCUGUAAAAAAGAAAAAGAAGUCAAAGGUAGAAAUAGGGAAAGAAAAGUAUAUUAGAAGUCUCAGCAAAAAGAGAAAGAAGACUUAUCCUGAAGAUAAACCAUCAUCACCAGAGUCCUCAUUAGAAUCAGAUCAUGAAGAGGAGGUACAAGCCAAAAAGAAGAGAAAGCGUGAAGAGCAAGAAAAAGCAAUGGAAAAAGUAAAGAAGAAGAAAAAGAAACAGCACAAGAAACGUAGUAAAAAGAAGAAAAAGAAGUCUGGUUAAAGUCACAAGUCAGGAUAACAUCAAGAAAAAAAGCAAACCUUCAUAUAUUUUUUAAAAAUAGCAAAGUCUGAAGGAAACUUCAACUGUGAAAGUUAGGGCAUAUUUACCAAAAUGCAUGAGUUUCCCUGUGUUAGUAGAGUUAUCCCUGAACUUUGAGUUGCCAUUCAAAUGCCACUGUGCCAGAAAGGGCCAUACUUUUUGCCUGCAACUUAACUAUUGGGUUUUGUUUGUUUGUCUUUCCUCCCAGUGGUUAUUCCUAUGGGAGCUAAAACUCUGUUGUAAUACUAGUGGUUAUAACAUUUAGAAUGAAAGUAAAAUGUUUUAGAUAAUGAAUAAUCCUGACCAAAAAAGUGUGUCUAAGGUUAAAUAUAUCUAAUUUGUAUACAUCUUUAAAAUAUAAUCAGAACUAUCCUGACAAUAUAGUUAACAUUUUUGAAGCAAGGACUUAAUAUUGAUGUCUCAAAAUCCUUACUUUUGUAGAUGUUUAUUUUAUUUUACUGUUUUUUCUUCGAUAAAUUUUUGUUUACAUGGAGAAAGGGCUUACAGCAAGCAAUGGGGGAGUGUGUUUGCUACUCUGGCUAGCUGAAUAGUGUGCCUUUGAUCCUUAACAUCCUAUGUUUGCCAGUGCAGCAGCCAUUUUUUUCUUACUUAGUGAAGUUCUGGGAUGUUGUUGUAUGCUGCUUCAGGUGAACAAGAAAAUCAGCAAGUUACAGCAUAAGUAAGCCCCCCAAACUGUGACAUUUACCUCCAUUUUAGCACUAUUCACUAUAUAGUACUGAAUAAUAUUUAGCAUUAGGUUAUUACAUAGAUUGAAUUAACUUUGAUACCCACCAAAGGGGAAUCAUUUUAAACAGUUUCUGGUAUUUUUGCUUAGCAAAAUUCUGAAAUUUUUUUGCAUUUUUUAUACAGUUAAGUUUUAAUUAUCCAAUACUAUUCUUUAUAACCAAUGAUCCUUUUUUAAUAUGAUUUAUGCUUAGGAUAAGAAUUUCAAGUUUGUAGUUUCUUAAUCUUGCUAUAUUAAUUUCAUUACUCUGUGUUUAAUUGCACACUUGCCAAAACACUUAGCCUGUAAAAGAAGGUUUUUAAAAAAUAUUUAAUGCCUUCAUAUUGAAGCUGGUUUACUGUAAGCAAGUUGAGUGCCAGACCUCUAGUACGCUGUGUAUCUUGUUACAUAAAACUACUGCCAAAAUCUUAGUAUGUUAUUUAAAAAUUUCUUGUCUUAAGCAUUUAUAUUGAAUUAAAAUAGGAGUUAAAUUCAUGUGAUAAAGACAUUCUUUAUCUCCCUCUGUCCAUAUUUUACUAAGAUUUGGUGCCUUGUGUCUCUUCCUGUUUCAUGUUUACUACUAAUGUUAAAAAUUAGUUGAAAAACUUAUUUUUACUUUACAUUUUAUAUAUCAGAGUAACAAAUUAUAAAUUUAUGUCUUGAAAAUACCUAUUACAGAGGAUAUGCCAACUGUAAUGUCCUAGGUACAAAGUAUGUUGAUAUGAUGAGAGACUCAGUAGCUAUUUUUCAAUAGCUGAUUUAAUUUUGGCUUCCUUAAAUCACAAAAUUAUAAAGACAGAAAACAUCUAAUAGAUGAAUAACAAACAUAUUGGCUCUCAAAACUUUUCCAGUGACAAUACCAGAAUCUCUCAGUAAGUUUGUUGGAGCAUUAUAGUAAUGCCAUGUUAGGUUACCUUGGAGCUUCGUAACUUUAGCUCUUUCUUAAAAAUAUAUCUAUAUGUAUAUGCUGAUAAAAACUAUUACAUUUAAGGGAUAUUUUGUAUCCAUAUAGAGUUUUUCAAGAUUAUUGUUCAUUAAAAUGUUUUUUAAAAUCUUAUAUUAUUUGUAGAAUAUGGUAAAGACACCUACAGCUCAUCAUAUAUCUGUGUGCUCCCAUUCACUUUCCAUACCCUUGUAGUUAGGUGAUGCCAUUUGACUACUUCUAGCAGAGGGAUUGAAAACAGAAGUGCUGUGUCAUUUCCAUACUGGAGCAGUUAAAAGUCCUGCAAUGACCCUCCAGCUUUCUCUUUACCUGCCACCAUGAUCUGAAAGUAAUGACACCUACCUUCAGAUGGAUGCAACCUGUAUCUUUAUGUCCUUGUUUAGAAGCAUCCUGCCCUGGAAAGCUGAUGGACUUGCAGUGGACUUUUUUGAGAAUAAGAAAUAAAUAGUUAUG
Sciurus carolinensis (gray squirrel) is the source of this 3170-nucleotide messenger RNA. RefSeq names its product family with sequence similarity 133 member A (gene Fam133a). Lineage: Eukaryota; Metazoa; Chordata; Mammalia; Rodentia; Sciuridae. The record is from RefSeq and is a predicted model, not a curated record.